UUUAGGAUCCUCCAUGGGCAGAUUUUUGGAAUUUAUUGGUGGAUUAUAACCAACACACCAGGGAGCAGAAGCCUCAAAUUCACGUGAAAAUGUUUGGUGUUCAUAGGUUAGGAUUAUAAGUGCACGUUCUAGUUUUGCUAUAUUUAUAAAAUGUAAUUUUGCAUUUCUUUCUUUAUUAUAUAAUUUUGUAUCUAUUAUGGCGACGAAACAUACAAAAUCUGCAGAAAAGAACGGCUUCGCCAAAAGUGGAAGUCUAGAUUCUGUCUGGGUCAGAGCAUUUACUUCACAUUCGGAAUGGCCCGACAAGGAAGAGUUCCUGGAUGUUAUCUAUUGGGCUAGACAGGUGCUGGGGAUCGUUGUGGGUAUACUAUGGGGAUUAAUUCCGUUGAAAGGUUUCAUAGCCCUUCUCUUGUUUGUAGCUGUCAAUGCAGGUAUAAUUUAUGUGUACUUCGCCAAUUUUCAAUGUGUGGAUGAAGAGGACUUUGGUGGAGCUUGGGAGCUUACCAAAGAAGGUUUCAUGACAUCAUUUGCAGGGUUUUUGGUAACAUGGAUCAUUAUAUACUCAGGCCUCCACUUCGACUGACAGUAGUGUUGGGGUGGGACUCAAGCAGCUAACCACCUCACUCACAGGACCUUCAGUACCUUAGCAUUUAAUGUCAAGGACUUAAAAAAUUUUCUACCUGUUAUCCAGAGCAAUUGGUGUCUUUUGUUUAUUGUUUAUUUAUUUUAUCGAAUUUUAUAGCAAUACGUGUAUUGUACAAUAGCUUACAAAGUGUUCAUAUACUCAAUUACAUGGAGUUUUACUUCUUUUGGCAUAUGUUUCCAAGUGCUACAUAUUAUUACUUUUUGAUUGCAGUUGUCUGUCAAAAACGUUUGUUAAAUUAAAAUGAAGUAUUUGAG
This is a messenger RNA of Homalodisca vitripennis (glassy-winged sharpshooter), 900 nucleotides long. Its product is annotated as respirasome Complex Assembly Factor 1. The transcript is spliced from 4 exons. The record is from RefSeq and is a predicted model, not a curated record. Bases 197 to 583 code for a protein of 128 amino acids. Gene Ontology annotation, biological process: mitochondrial respirasome assembly. Lineage: Eukaryota; Metazoa; Arthropoda; Insecta; Hemiptera; Cicadellidae.